Zeugodacus cucurbitae (melon fly) is the source of this 3073-nucleotide messenger RNA. RefSeq names its product glutamic acid-rich protein (gene Ciz1). Bases 189 to 2852 code for a protein of 887 amino acids. The transcript is spliced from 8 exons. Lineage: Eukaryota; Metazoa; Arthropoda; Insecta; Diptera; Tephritidae. Gene Ontology annotation, cellular component: nucleus. The record is from RefSeq and is a predicted model, not a curated record.
CCUCCAUUCGUCUUUCUACUACGCUAAAUUUUUCUGACGCCAUUGUGUUAAAAGUUUUUGCUCGUAAAGAAGGGUGAAGGAAAGUGAAAAUUGUGCUGCUGUUAAUAAUUGAUUGGUGUAGAAAAUACAGAGAAAGCAAAUAAAAUUAGCUCAAGUAAAUCUUUAACCCAAAGAAAAUAAUAUUCAAAAUGCGAGGUGGACGUGGCGGAUACGGUUCACGCGGCUCCGGCUCAAGCCGUGGCGGUAACAAUUACCGCAAUAAUAAUUAUGGGCGCAUGCAAAAUUCUGGCGGCAGAUCUGGAGGUCGUGAUGGAUAUAAUCACAACUACAAUAGCAGUGGCAAUUCUCGUUAUAACAACUAUAACUCUGGUGCAAGCGGUAGCGCAGGACACUAUGACCGCUCGAGGGAUCGCUUUAAUAAUAGUUCUGCUGGCGGAAGUCGUCAUGACUCUGCCCAUAAGAGGAAUUAUCGCGAUACAUCUCGCGAUCGUACUGACGAUAGAAAGCGUUCGAGACAAGAUGAUUAUAGACGCACCUCAUCAACUGGACGUGGCAAUCGAACGCCACCGCCCCCUCCCCCACCAAUGGUUUCGACAGCAUCGACAUCAAACUACCGUAACACUGGUGGAGCAAAUGCAACAAGCACUUCAUAUCGUGGCACAAACUCACGCAACGAUCGAGAUGACUCCACAGCCAAUACCAGCCGCCAUAGGUCUCCCAUGGGCAUACAAAAGCGUCCCAUACGCACUGGUUACGUGUCAAGAGCUCGCGGAAAUAUGUCCUCAUAUCACCGUGGUGGCAUGCGCACCACUCUAUUAAGGGGCGGUGUGCGCAUCAUUCGCAAUAACCGGAAUGACUCAAACGAUUUACGCAUUAUGCGACGAAAGCUGCUGUAUGCACAACAGAAAGAUCGUGCGCGUGUAUUGAAAAUACAGCGCCUCACAAGCUCAUUGCGUCGUCGUAGGAUUGUGCGUCGUUCGAAGAGCCCACGACGUUCCAAGAAGGGCGAUUCAUCUGAUGACGAAGAGGAUAAUGAUAAAGACAACGAUAGCGACAAGGACGAUAGCAAGAGCGACACCGAGACUAAGAAAAAGACAUCGAAGCGCAGCAGCACUAAGCGCAGCAAAUCUUCAGAAAAAGGAGAUGAUACCGAGAAAGUAGCUGACGAUGAUGCUGACGAAGAUGAUGAAGAUAUGGAAGGUGAUGAUACCGUUAAGGAGGGAUCGAAAUCGGCAAAGAAAAGUAAAAAGGGUGAGGAUUCAUCAGCAGAAACUGAUGAUCAUAAGGAUGAUGAAGAUGAAGAAGAAGAAGAGGAAGGUGGUGACGGUGACGGUGAAGCUGAAGGUGCAACAGGUGAUGCAACCACUGAUCUAGAUAAAGACAGUGGUGAAAAAGAGGUAAAGAAAGAAGGUAAGAAAAAAGAAAAGGAGAAGGAAGACGACGAUCACAAAAAGGAUAAAACCAAAAAAAGUUCAUCCUCGAAGAAGGAUAAGGAGAAGAGUAAGGAAAGUAAAGAGAAACGUAAGAAGGACGAUCAAAGCGAUGACGAAUCAGAGAAGAAGGAUAAGAAGUCACACACUUCACGCCGUGAUGACUAUAACAAAUCGCGCAACACAGGCUCGCGCGUCAAUCUCACAUGCAUUCACUGUCAUACAGGCUGUUUCACAUACCCGGACUAUCAGCAACACUUGUAUUCUCGCGUUCACAAGAGCGCUAUCCGACAAAUCUCACUUCGUCAAAAAGCACAUUUGUUGCGCCUGCGCGCUCGUCAACGUGCAGCACAGCGAGAAAUCGAGGAGAAUUCGAAAGAAGAAUAUGAAUCCAAGUUCUGUCACUUGUGUCGUCUCCAUUAUCGCCAACCGAAGGCUAAACAUCAAUUGUCCGAGCACCAUAAGACCAUGAAAAAGUUCUUAAUGCCAUAUUGUUCAACUUGUCAUUUGGCAUUCAAGAGCCCAAUGCUUUACGAAACACAUCGCUGCUCAUUGGAGCACUUAAAGCGCAAAGCACGCAAACGCGACUCGGAUAGUGACAAUAGUGACGAAGAUACCAGAGAGAUCGAUUUGAACAAAUUUUUGACUGUCGAUUCGGUGGGUGAAAUUGACGAAAUAGACGAUAUGGAUGUGGAUGCAUUGCUAAAUGAAGGGGAAGGUGGCACCGAUGGUGAAGAGAACAGCAAAGAACGACAACCAGUUGGCGCAUCGUUUAUCAAGAAGGUUGAUGCGUACUUCUGUGAACUGUGCAAUCAUUAUUCGGUAGCAAGUGAUUCCGUGGAAGCCUAUGCUAAGAAGCAUUGCUUACUACGUUCACAUCUCAAAGCUUUCCUACGCAAUAAAGAAGAAGAAGAAAAGGCGGCCAAAAAAGCUAAAGUAAAGGAAGAAAAGGAGGAAGCUGAGCUGGAUAAAAAAGACUCUAUAAAGAAAGAGAAUGAUGUUGAAGAGGAGGAGGAGAAGGAUGCUACGGAAGCAAACGAUCAUGAAAGUGGCGGAGAAGAAGGUGAAGAAGUUGCCGAAGAUAAGCUUUGGGAAGAUGUCGAUAAAGACUUGGGAGACUUAUUACGAGAAGUAGGUCCAGAAGAUCGUGAUGAUGAGGAAGAAGACGAAUCGGUGCUAAACAUCGAUAUCGAAAGUGAGAAACCAAAAGCUAAGGAGAUCAACGGCAAGAAGGAAGAACCUGCUGUUGCCCCACAGAGUGUAAAGACCGCUGCGCCUGAGGUCAAGGAAACGAAAGAAGUGAAACCUGACACUAAGGUACAAGUAACACCAGCUAAGCCCAAGCCACAGCGCAAAGCGGUUUCCACAACUAAAGCAGCUGCGUCUUCUGAAGCGAAGGAAAAAUCGACAGCAGCAAAAUAAAUUAUAAAUCUUAAUUAUACAACUUACAUUCUUAGUGAAACAUUAUUAAAUUACAAACUUUUGGAACUGUAAACUAUCGAAUAAGUUUUAUGGACUUGCUAAUUUAAAAGAGUUCUAAUAUAAGUGUUUUAAUCGUUACUGUUUAAUGCUGACAUUGUAUAACCAACCUAUACGCAUUAACUGUAAUAAGAUGUGCCGGAAUAAAUACACAAAAUAAAGAA